AUGGCGGAGCCCCUCGGCGAAGCGGCAGAGGAGGAGCCGCCCGUGCCUGUGCGAAUCCUCGCACCUUCUGGGGAGGUGGUUCUGGAGGCGUCCUUGCCUGGUAGACAGUCGGUGGCCGAACUGCUCCAGUCCCUGCAGGAUGAGGUCCACACAGGGCGCCUCUCCUUGCUGCGGGGCACUGAGCUUCUCGCUCGGAGUACAAGGCUCGGGGAGCUGGGUCUCACGGAAGAUGAGUCUUUGUACUUGGUGAAGAGGGCCAUGGGCAAGUACGUGGUGCCGAAGAGGGAAGAGCGGGAGGGUGGCAGUGACGUGGUGGUAAAGUGCCUCCUCAUCGGGGGAGCUGGCUCCGGGAAGUCUUCGCUGCUUAAGGCAUUCAGUCGAGAGGACUUCAGCGAGGAGUACAGAGCUACCAUUGGUGUGGAGUUCAACACCUUGCGGUUCCAGUCUGAGGAAGGGCUUAUUCUCAAGCUUCAGGUCUGGGACACGGCUGGCUUGGAUCGAUUCAGAGCCAUUGUCAGUGCGUACUAUAGAGGGGCUGCUGGCUUCCUUGCCGUCUUCUCCCUCGGCAGCCGGGCCUCCUUAGAGGAGACCCUGAAGAUCGUCCGUGAUGCUCAAAGCCAGUAUCAAGAAUCUUGCCGCUGUAUGUGCCUGGUGGGCACGCAUGCAGACUUGCCCGAGCCGGAAGUGACAGAGGAGGAGGCUCUUCAGGUGGCCGCCGAGAACCGGUGCCCCUACUUCGCGGUUUCCUGCAAAACUGGACAACACGUGAAUGACCCACUCUUUGCAUGGCUGGAUAUGUUCAUCGAGCGGGAGGUUGGCGGAGAGGUGGCAAAGCACGCGUCCCUUUUCCUCUACCAGAAGCUCAGGACUCUGGUGCCUUCUGAGCUCGAGGAGACGAUGAGGGAUCCAGUCAGCCGCCUAGUGCCGGUUCCUUUCUACGUGCUCCCGUACAAGUUUCGCCUGGCGGUGCACAGAGGGGUCGGUGGCCUAGCCCAGGGAAUCGCGGCACCCAGAAAAGGUAGUUGCCCUCGUGCGCAUCUGCAGGAGUUGCAGGAUAUGAUGCCGCUCUGCACAAGCGACGGAGCUGUGCCCAACUUCCUGGCACGGCUCCUCGCCGUGCGCGGCGCGGAAACGGAGCAAGUUUCCUCGGAGCCGGCCACCGAAGCGGCUGCAGCGGGAGCACCGUCGGGAGUCCGGGAUGGCCUGGACCAGCUGGUGGUCGACGCCCUCACGGUCUACAUGAGCGGCUGGCGGAUGUGCAACGGCGGACUCCGGAGUGGCAAGGCUCCGGACUUGGGCCUAGAUCUCCCCUUGCCUGCGCCGGCACAGCCGGAGGCGGAGUCCGAGGAGCCCUGGGCGCUCUGGCCGCUGGCGGGAUGUGACCUGGAGAUGGAUUGGGGCCUGGAUGCGGGAGCUAUCAGUAAGUGGUGCCGAGCUUGUUUGAAUUGCUACGGCUUUUUCUUUCUGAGCCUGGUCAUGCUCAUAGUGCCAUGUGACUCCCCGCAAUUGCGCUGUCAACUUGAGCUAGCCGCGAUUAACGAGCUUGACGCGAAUGGCGCUUUUCAGACAAUAAAGGCCGUGCGGGCUGGAAUCGAUCGUGAACUAGAGGACGACGCGGUUCUGCAACAACAGGGUGACAAAUGGCUUCAUCGCUUCCGAUGCUUUCGGGAAUCAGGGUUGCGAAACCUGGCUACUGUCCGUGGCGAAGAGGUGUUGUGGGACGUCUCGGAGAACUACGUGGCCGAGCACUCGCAGGGCCUAUGUCAGUGGGCAGGCAUCUGCGCGACUUCCAUGCAAGCCACGAUCCUGGACAACACACCUACGGAAGACACCCAACCACCAGGGCAAGUGCCGAACCAAGCUACGGGAACCAGGGGCAGACUGAUGCCGGUUCUGAUGUGCUAUGUGAACGUGAAGAUGUUUGAGGGUGCAGUGUCCCGUGCUGCGCUUCAAGAGGCCCUGGUGGAACUGAGUGCCACGGCGCGGUCGACGACCCAGGCCUCUGCUCAAGCGUUGAGGCGACUACGCCAAGAUGCAGAGAAGUCAUUGGGCCUCGAGAUCAAGAUAGAGGACCCUGCCCUCCGCGACCUCUUUGGCCACCUUCUGCAGGUGGAGUCUCUGCUCUUCCAGCUGAGGCAGCAGGCCAUUGGGCUCCAGGAAGCUGCGGCCUCCUUCGCCGAAGGCAGUGGCGGCAGCUGGCAGGGCCUUCUGAAACGUCGAGGCGGUGGUGCUUCACCUCCAGCACAGGACAAGAGCCCAAGCGCUGGCACCGGAGGUCCUGAGACCCUGGCAGUGAAGCUGGGCGGCCUGGCCCUGGCGGCCAAGGAGUCGCGCGACGAUCUGAGCCCAGGUUUGGACAAGGCCGUCCAGACGGUGAUGUGGCAGACACUGUCCAAGAGCCCCAACGCCGGCGGCCGCGGCAGCGCGCGCUACCGUUUGGAGAAGAGAUUGCAGGAAGAGGUGCUCGAGUGCGUGGACAGCCAGCUCCUGCAGCACGAGCAGCUGCGUGACCAGAUACGGGAACGUGAUCGCUGGAAAGAGACGGCCGAGCAGUGCCAGCAGGAGUUGGUUGCCGUGAAGAGGGGGCCGCAGACGUUCAGCAGCUUCUUCGCAGCCGGCAGCCGUUCGGCGGUGCGAACAGAUGCGUUGCAGGAGUCGCUCCAGGAGGCUCACCUGAAGAUGGCCGCGAUCGAUACGGACGUUCUCGCGAAAUUGCUGGACAUAAAGGCAGAGGCUCGCAGCCUUGUCGCGAAGCCCGGUGCGGCCUUGGCCCGCAUCCGCUGUGAGUUUUUCGCGGAGAUGGCGGCAAGUUGGGCCACGGUCGCCACAGACCUGGGCGCCAGGCAGCGAAGCCUUCAGGGGCGCGCCUGCGCUUCACGACCGGCCGAGGGCUUCGGGUCUGGCGGAGUCGUAGUCUCUUCCACGCCGGCUCCCAGCCCUACUACGAAGGAUACGCCAGUGAGUCGGCCCAAGGAGCCUUCGCCGACGGAACUGCAGCCGCCUCUGGCAGCUCAACUUCUUCGUUCGGUUUCCUCCCCACCGGAGAGCUUCCAGGAGGCGUCCCCGCGCUCCUCCGCAGCGGCGGAGCCGGCACGUGACUCUGGUCCAGAGCUCCCCCAGAUGAGUCUGAAGGCGCGGACCCCGGAGCCCAGCGGCGGCCCUGGGGAGGACAGCCCAGUGCCGAAUGCGGAUGAGCUGCGGAAAAUGAUGACUCUGAUCGCCGCUGAAAAUGGCGGGAAUGUGGAGGCUGUUCUCCAGGAUCACAUUGCCAAGCCGGGUGGCUACAGGACUGCAGAUGACAAGCUGUACGCCUCGAUGUCGGAAGACGCCGAUGUGGAGGACGCGAACAAAGCCGAGGUUGCAGCCGAGCCGCCUCCAAGCGAACUGGCCUUCAAGGACGAUGUGGCGGAUGAGAUCUCCGUCACCGCCGAGGAUGCAGCAGCGCCAGCCGCCGUGCUAGCUGCCGACGAGGACGAUGCGCCGGAGGAGAUCUCCGUCGUUCAGGAUGCAGCAGCGCCAGCCGCCGUGCUAGCUGCUGACGAGGCCUGGCAUUCGGUGAGAGCACCGGGGGCUGCUGAGUCUAGAGCUGGGGAAGACCCGUUGCUUUGGACAGUGGGCACGGGGUCGUCCUCAGCCGCGGGUGUGGAAGCUUGUAAACCAGACGCAGACGCCAGACGAGAUGAAGAGCAUGGAACUGCAAUGGUUUGGAGCAGUUCACGGCCCUCUAGCCUUGUCAAGAAGACCCAAGCCACCAAGCGCUGA
Molecule: messenger RNA, 3762 nt
Organism: Symbiodinium sp. CCMP2592
Lineage: Eukaryota; Dinophyceae; Suessiales; Symbiodiniaceae
Source: the annotation of a GenBank genome assembly